AUGAAAUUAAUUAUACCUCUACUUGUUUUUGAAGCCUUGAGUGCCUGCGUAGAUUAUCCAUCAAGUGAUCCACCAUUAUACUGUGAUUCUGUAGUCACCUGGCCUGUAUCAGAUACAAUAGCUAAUAACGUAUUUGAGCAAAACAGAUAUGCAAUGGAACUCUAUCGAAAUCUAAAACAAAGAUAUCUCGAUCUAUCGACAAAAGACCCAACUUUGGACUGCCUUGCAGUAGCCUACCAAUUCUACUGCUCUCAUGCGUUUCCAUACUGUACAGAUACAGAACCUACCCGUGGCGUAUGUCAUUUUCUAUGCGCAAUAUGAAAGGAUAGAUGUCCAAAGGAGCCACAUGCGUUUUUCUGUAGUAAUAAUGAGACUUCUCAUUGCUCAAACGCAGUCUCACUUAUGUCAUCCCUGCUUUUAAUUUAUUUGUCUUUUAUUUAA
Messenger RNA from Blepharisma stoltei, 441 nucleotides. Lineage: Eukaryota; Ciliophora; Heterotrichea; Heterotrichida; Blepharismidae. The record is from the annotation of a GenBank genome assembly.